AUGGGAAAUGCAGAUUUUCUUAGCCGUUUUCCUGUUGACACAUACGCCAAAAAAGAUGAGGAACCAUCUGAAGUGUUGAUGAUAGAAAUGACUACGCAUCCCGUGCUCGACGCUAAACAAGUCGCUUCGCUCACAGCAAAAGACUCCGAUACAUCUAUGGUGCUAAGCUGGGCGUUAAGGGGGUGGCCGAAUACUCUAACUCGUGAAAAUAAACUAUAUCCCUACUUCGUACGUCGCACUGAGAUAUCAACAUUAAAAGGAUGUUUAUUAUGGGGUAAUCGCGUCAUCGUACCUCCGGGUGGUCGACAAGUAAUCCUGGAUGCACUGCAUGCAAGCCACCCUGGAAUUGUGCGCAUGAAAGCCUUAGCGAGGAGCUACGUGUGGUGGCCCCAAAUAGACGCUGACAUCGAACGCGUAGUCAAGCUUUGUACACCAUGCCAAGUUACACGCCACAACAACUCGCAAGCUCCUGUACACGUGUGGGAGUCGACCAAAGUUCCAUGGUCACGACUACACAUUGACUUCGCAGGCCCUUUUCAGGGCCGACAAUUUUUCAUUGUAGUAGACUCUUACUCUAAAUGGCUAGAAGUUUUUAUCGUGAAAUCAACAUCGUCAGAAGCCGCUAUCAAGCCAUUACGUACCUUGUUUUCAACACACGGCCUACCUGAUUCUAUUGUUUCUGACAAUGGCACCGCCUUCACUUCGGAGUUAUUUAAGUCAUUUAUGAACGAUAAUCUGAUAAGACAUAUCCGCAGUGCUCCAUUCCAUCCGUCCUCAAACGGACAGGCUGAGCGUAUG
Messenger RNA from Rhagoletis zephyria (snowberry fruit fly), 798 nucleotides. RefSeq lists its product as uncharacterized. Gene Ontology annotation, biological process: DNA integration. Gene Ontology annotation, molecular function: nucleic acid binding. The record is from RefSeq and is a predicted model, not a curated record. NCBI's taxonomy places the organism in Eukaryota, Metazoa, Arthropoda, Insecta, Diptera, Tephritidae.